Molecule: messenger RNA, 177 nt
Organism: Heterobasidion irregulare TC 32-1
Lineage: Eukaryota; Fungi; Basidiomycota; Agaricomycetes; Russulales; Bondarzewiaceae
Exons: 4
Coding region: 1-177 (58 amino acids)
Source: RefSeq, a predicted model, not a curated record
AUGACUAUCGCUAAUGGUUCUCGAGUUUGGUUCUGGGAUACUCAUGGCGGUGUAAAGCAUGCCACUGUGCUGAGUCUCGGCGUACAAGCCGACGGCACGCGCAUUGCUCUAAUUAGACCAGACGGUGAGGCCCAAACCGUAACUCUGCCGGUUGAGUCACUCACGCUCCUUGCGUAA